Messenger RNA from Nematolebias whitei (Rio pearlfish), 1551 nucleotides. RefSeq names its product ELAV like RNA binding protein 1a (gene elavl1a). Gene Ontology annotation, cellular component: ribonucleoprotein complex. The transcript has 6 exons. Bases 124 to 1107 code for a protein of 327 amino acids. The record is from RefSeq and is a predicted model, not a curated record. Lineage: Eukaryota; Metazoa; Chordata; Actinopteri; Cyprinodontiformes; Rivulidae. Gene Ontology annotation, molecular function: RNA binding.
UUCCUCCCGCUCUCUGGUCGACGUGAGGCCGUCUGGAAGUUGACGUCGUCGAGAAGAGAAAGGGUAAAACAGAGCGGAGCAGAAACAGCAACUACCCACUGAAAAAACCUGGAGGUGUAUGAGAUGUCUAACGGUUAUGAAGACCACAUGGGAGGGGAUGAGGCGAAGGAUGCCAAGACUAACCUGAUAGUGAACUACCUGCCUCAAAGCAUGUCGCAGGAUGAGCUGAGAAGUCUCUUCAACAGCAUCGGAGAAGUUGAGUCUGCCAAGCUGGUUCGAGAUAAAGUUGCAGGCCACAGUUUAGGGUACGGAUUUGUUAACUAUCUUAACCCUAGUGAUGCAGAAAGAGCUAUCAGUACUCUCAAUGGACUAAGGCUACAGUCCAAAACUAUCAAGGUUUCUUAUGCCCGACCCAGCUCAGACAUAAUAAAGGAUGCCAACCUGUAUAUCAGCGGCCUGCCCAAGUCCCUGUCACAGAAGGAUGUGGAAGAUAUGUUUUCACGUUACGGUCGUAUAAUUAAUUCUCGAGUACUCGCUGACCAGUCUACAGGUAUGACAGGUGUGUCCCGCGGCGUGGCUUUUAUCCGGUUUGACAAGCGAUCGGAGGCGGAGGAAGCUGUCAAAAACCUGAAUGGUCAAAAACCACCAGGGGCCACUGAACCCAUGACGGUGAAAUUUGCUGCCAACCCAAAUCAGCUCAAGAACACACAGUUCAUUUCUCAGCUGUACCAUAACCAGUCCCGGCGCUUUGGAGGGCCCUUACACCACCAGGCACAACGAUUUCGGUUUUCCCCAAUGGGUGUUGAUCACAUGGGGGGCAUGGGAGGUGUGAACGUUCCCGGGAACUCCUCCGGCUGGUGCAUCUUCGUCUACAAUCUGGGUCAGGAUGCAGACGAGGGCAUCCUGUGGCAGAUGUUUGGUCCUUUCGGCGCGGUCACCAACGUCAAGGUUAUCAGAGAUUUCAACACCAACAAGUGCAAAGGCUUCGGCUUCGUUACAAUGACAAACUACGAGGAGGCGGCCAUGGCUAUCGCCAGCCUGAACGGGUACCGGCUCGGAGAUAAAGUACUGCAAGUGUCCUUUAAGACCAGCAAGGGCCACAAGUAAAACAAGUUGGACAGCUGGGUUUAGGGAAGGGCAGAAAUUGAUCCGUGUCAGGCUUCCGUUGUAAAAAGGUGAACCAGAAACGAAGUCGGGCACAUUUUUGGUUUUAUCAUAUUCAGAGAAAAACAGGAAGUUCAAUCUUCUGCACUUUUUGUACUUGUUUAAAAUUGUUUUUGUUCUCCUCCACAUUAUUAUUUUUUCUUUCUUUUUAAUGACUGAAUAUAGAGUAUAGAGCUUAACCCAUACCUAUUCUUUGUAAAAUGUUGUCUAAAGCUAAAAUACAAUCUACACGUUUGCAUGUUUCAUUAUGCUCAAGUCUAAAAGUUUUAGUGUAAAGCUGGAAAAUGUCAGCCUGACUUGGAUCUUAUCACCUGUAGAAGUAGAUGCCUUAAAUAAUCCCAAAUUGAACACAGGUCCUACAGUAACAUCUGGUGUUUGUAAAAAAAA